Molecule: messenger RNA, 1581 nt
Organism: Auxenochlorella protothecoides
Lineage: Eukaryota; Viridiplantae; Chlorophyta; Trebouxiophyceae; Chlorellales; Chlorellaceae
Product: Isobutyryl-CoA dehydrogenase, mitochondrial
Exons: 7
Coding region: 1-1581 (526 amino acids)
Molecular function (GO): acyl-CoA dehydrogenase activity; flavin adenine dinucleotide binding
Source: RefSeq, a predicted model, not a curated record
AUGGACCAUUCCCCCAAAGGGGAGCCCACCACAUGCAACUCCACCCAGGGCUGGAGCCCGGGGGUUGUGAUUGUGACAUCCUUCUGCUCAUGGCAUCUCGGCUUCAUCAGGGAUUUGGAGGAGUGGAAGGACCUCUUGGAGACACUGCGCCUCGCUGGAAAGGAGCUGCUGUCCCAGGGGGUGCAUCCAGUCGUGCUGAACUGUCCUCACCGGAUCCAGUGGACCGACUCAAACGAGACCUGGGCAGAGGCGCAGUUGAAUUCCCUGCGGUACAACCGCCUCCUGACGGAGUUUGCCCAGCAGCCCCCUUGGCGCCUGCUGAACCUUCACGCCUUGAUGGCGGCUUGCGGCAAUGAGUGCAACAAGGACAGGGUGCACGCCAGGCCCCCUGUUUAUGACGCCGCCGUGCAGCCGGAUGAUCUGUCUCACAGCGAGGACUUCAGUCUGUCGGACGAUACCCUGGAGUUCAAGCGCAUGGCGGAUGCCUUUGCCAGGCAGGAGCUGGCCCCCAAUGGGGCAGCCUGGGAUGCGGGCCACAUCUUUCCCCUCGACACCAUCCGAGCGGCAGCGGGCCUGGGGUUCGGGGCCAUGUACGUCCCGGAGGAUGUGGGCGGGAGUGGGCUGAGCAGGCUGGACGCGGCGGUUGUCUUCGAGGAGCUGUCCUAUGGCGACGUCCCCGUCACCGCCUACCUGUCCAUCCACAACAUGGUGGCAGGCGUGAUCGACCGCUACGGCACCCCCCAGCAGCGGGAGAUGUACCUGCCGCGUAUGGCGACCGCAGAGGUGCUGGCCAGCUACUGCCUGACCGAGCCCGGCUCUGGCAGCGACGCAGCCUCCCUGAAGACCACGGCCAAGCGUGAUGGCGACGACUACGUCCUCACCGGCUCCAAGGCCUUUAUCUCCGGCGGCUCCGUCUCCGACCUCUACCUGGUCAUGGCACGAACAGGGGCGCCCGGCCCCAAGGGCAUCUCUGCCUUCCUCGUGGAGAAGGGCGCACCGGGGCUGUCCUUCGGCAAGCGGGAAGAGAAGCUGGGGUGGAACGCGCAGCCCACGACCGCCGUGAUCAUGGACGGCGUGCGGGUACCGGCGCGCGCGCGCGUGGGCGUGGAGGGCCAGGGCUUUGCCAUCGCCAUGGCCGCGCUGGACGGCGGGCGCGUAAACAUUGGCGCCUGCUCCCUGGGCGGCGCGGCCUUCUGCCUGGACGCGGCGGCGCGCCAUGCGCGAGAGCGCCGCCAGUUCGGCCGCCCGCUGGCCGACUUCCAGGCCACGCAGUUCCGGCUGGCCGACAUGGCCACCGCGCUGCACGCCUCACGCCUGGCGGUACGCCACGCCGCGCGCGCGCUGGACGCGGGCGCGCCCCAGGCCACCAUGGCCUGCGCCAUGGCCAAGCGCCUGGCCACCGACGCCUGCUAUGACCUCACCAACGAUGCGCUGCAGCUGCUGGGGGGGUAUGGGUACCUCAAGGAGUACCCUGUGGAGAGGUACAUGAGGGACCUCAGAGUGCACAGCAUCCUGGAGGGGACCAACGAGAUCAUGCGGGUCAUCAUCUCCAGGGAAUUGGAGCGCCUGGGCGGGGUGUAG